Molecule: messenger RNA, 738 nt
Organism: Penicillium waksmanii
Lineage: Eukaryota; Fungi; Ascomycota; Eurotiomycetes; Eurotiales; Aspergillaceae
Gene: nctA
Product: negative cofactor 2 transcription regulator complex subunit BUR6
Exons: 2
Coding region: 1-738 (245 amino acids)
Biological process (GO): positive regulation of transcription by RNA polymerase II; negative regulation of transcription by RNA polymerase II; transcription by RNA polymerase II
Cellular component (GO): nucleus; negative cofactor 2 complex
Molecular function (GO): protein heterodimerization activity; RNA polymerase II general transcription initiation factor activity; transcription corepressor activity
Source: RefSeq, a predicted model, not a curated record
AUGACAGAGGAUAAUUAUCGACCUAUAUCCCCCGACCUCUCUUCUCCAUUCCCCUCCAAUCCUAAUCCGAAUCCGAUUCCUCCUCCGCACGCGUCUAGUUCCCCCCUCACUCACCGUGCCUCCUACGACGAGUCGCCUUUCUUCAACACCUAUCAACGUCCAGGCUCAAGCUCUGGUCUCAGUCGCGUACCCCAACAGUACGUGCCGCCUUUUCAAGCCGGCUUUGACGAUAUGGCCCGUCGUUCCUCUCGACUCCAACACGACGACGCGCCUGCGCCUCUUCCCGAAGCUCAGCUCUACACCGAAGCUCCCCCGGUGAUGGCUGUCGCGCCACCAAUGGAGAUGGACGAACCUCCGCAUGCACCUCCGGCUGCUCCCAUCGAAGUCAAGACCAAGUUCCCUGUCGCCCGCAUCAAGCGCAUCAUGCAAGCCGAUGAGGAUGUCGGCAAAGUCGCGCAGGUCACCCCGAUCGCCGUUUCCAAGGCACUCGAGCUCUUCAUGAUCUCUUUGGUCACCAAGGCCGCCCAAGAAGCCAAAGACCGCAAUUCCAAGCGCGUCACCGCAUCUCAUCUCAAGCACGCGGUUGCCAAGGAUGAGGUCCUCGAUUUCCUGGCCGAUAUUAUCGCCAAAGUACCAGAUCAACCCGCUGGGCGCAAACAUGAAGAUGGCGAAGGCAGCGAUCAAAAUGAAGGUCGCCGGAAGCGUGGCCCGCGCAAACCGAAGGAGGAGAGUGAUUAG